Molecule: messenger RNA, 3432 nt
Organism: Paraphaeosphaeria sporulosa
Lineage: Eukaryota; Fungi; Ascomycota; Dothideomycetes; Pleosporales; Didymosphaeriaceae
Exons: 1
Coding region: 315-3248 (977 amino acids)
Biological process (GO): positive regulation of transcription by RNA polymerase II; SREBP signaling pathway
Molecular function (GO): protein dimerization activity
Source: RefSeq, a predicted model, not a curated record
AGAGCCGCUCCUCCCUCUGGUGUUCACGCGGUGCUGCUGCAUUGCUGUGUCUGCCUCUGCCCUGCCCCGCCCCGCCCUCCUCCGCUGUCCGCAACCAUGGCGUCGCCCUACGACGAUGAAGGCUUCGACGAUGGCCUGGAGCUCGAGCGGAUCGCCGUAUGUGCCUGCGGGAAACCGUGUUGCGCCCAGCCGAGCAGUGCUAACCGCUCCCAACCACACAGGUCGGUCCGUACUGCGUCUUCGACUCGUUCCGGCCAUCCUUGAGCCCCCAGCCGAGCGGCACCUCGCCGCCGCCCACGGCAAGCAAAGAAAAGAUGGAAGACCCUCUCAUGGCGAGCGCGUUCCAGUUCGAGGCUGCGGGAAUCCGCCCUCCAUGGCUCACCACGGCUCCCGACGACUUGCCGCUUGCCGCGCCGAGCGACUCGCUCGCGGCGCCCAGCUGGAAUGACUUUAUGACAUGGGACCCCAACCUGUCUCAGGGGCCUGACUUGAAGCUUAGCGGCCCCGCCUGCCCUCUGAAGCCUGAACUCCAACGGCCUCCACUCUUCAACCGCAGACAUAAUUCACAGUUGCGCGACCCCUCCCUCCAGAUCCAGGGCACCAACCCGCCCUCCACCCAGGCCAUGUCGGCUCCGACGCACAGCGUGCCCUUCACCUUUGGCGAAAAUUCCGAACUGCCACCCGCAUUCGACUUUGACACGCAGAACCUAAGUUCGCCUCCCGUUGACGGCCAGCACCAUGGCACCUUCUACCCGACUCAGAUGGCCUGGCCCCACCAGAUGGGCGACAACACUCUCUUCUCGCCUCCCCGCUUCGAACCUACUGCUCUUCCAUCAGCUUCCGUCCCGCCGCUGUCGAAUCCACCAAGCCUGCAGCAUAGUCACAGCCCCAGCUCCAUCCACAAUGCCCGGACCAGUUCUUCGUCUGGCCAUUCCACACCCGAGCCCGCAUCCGACAACCCCAAAAAGCGCAAGUCGUCGACUGACGACGACUCCGCACCGUCUGGCAAGAAAGAGAAGCACCAGCCACCCAAGAAGACAGCACACAACAUGAUCGAGAAGAGAUAUCGAACAAAUCUCAACGACAAGAUUGCAGCGCUGCGCGACAGCGUUCCCAGUCUGAGAGUCAUGUCGCGCGGCGCUGGCGCAAACGAGGAGGACGAUGACCCCGAGGAUCUCGAAGGGCUGACGCCGGCUCACAAACUCAAUAAAGCCACUGUGCUGUCCAAGGCUACCGAGUACAUUCGCCAUCUCGAGAAGAGGAACAAGCGUUUACAGGACGAGGUCGCGACGCUGCAGGGCCGGAUAGAAAGCUACGAAAAGAUGGCAAUAUCCGGACCCAUGACACUGCACGGCCCCAUGGGUACUCCCGACGGUAACAGGUAUCAACACGAGGACCCCUUCACGCCCUCACAUAGCAUGUCCAUGUCCGGUCCACCUCAAGGAAUGAUCCCAGUGCCGGAUCACAUCGCACAGAUGCGCCAAGGUCUCCCACCGCAACCGCACUAUGCACACGCAUAUCCCCCUUACGCCGGUGGGUCGCGUCAAGGCCCACCUAUGGUCAACAGCCGCCGGAACAACAGCAUGGUGGGCAAGCUCAUGGUUGGGUCCCUUGCCGGUCUUAUGAUCUUGGAAGGACUUGUUGAACGGGAGCAGUCGCAAGAGGAAUCAGAUGGACGUGGACUGUUCGCUGUGCCUUUCAACUUCGCCGCUAUCCUCGCCCCUCGCGUGUCUUUGGGCGCCACCAGUGCACAACUCCCCUUGGCAAAGCUCUUGCUCAUCUUCGGUGCUAUUUUCUGGAUCAUAGCGCCCAUGUUCGACUUUAGCGCGAAAUCCAAGAAGAGGACGUCGAGUGCGAUACAUCUUGCUCGUGCGCCUUCGCUCGCAUCGCCAGUGGAGGUACGACACAGAGCAUGGCUUACAGCGAUACAGACUGUGUGGGUUCCGAGACACAACUUCCUCCUCGAAGUGGCGGCUUUGAGCCUCAAGACUUUGAAACUCAGCACCCGCAAGCUCAUCGGUUGGCCUCACUAUGCAUUCCUAUCUGGCACUACUAAAGAGCAGGAAGCUGCAAGGAUCAAGGCUUGGAGCAUCGCACUGGAUGCACAAUUGACGGGUGGUGAUGCUGAGAUCAGCAAGAGCCGGUUGGUGCUGACGUUGAUGGCCUCGGGCACGUUGCCGGACACGCCCGGGCGACUGAUGCUCAAGUCUUUGCACCUACGCGUGCUCUUGUGGGAGCUUGCCAAUGCCGGCCACGGCCUCUCUUGGAUCAUGGGCCACCUGAGUGCCAAGUUGGCCCGACGAUACUGGAACAUGGCUCGAAGCGAACACCGCAUUGCAACCAACCUUGCUUCAAAGCCGGACAGCGACGCAGAACCACUGCCGGACCAUCUGGCCGCUCUUUUGGAGAAAGAAUGCGACGAUGUUUUCAGCUUCCCAAUCAUUCAACGCGCGUACAAUUUGGCCUGGAAUCGUCCUGUCGCUGAACACACGAGUGCCGAUCCGUGCAUGGACGGGGUUGUCGGAGACUUUGCCAUCUCGUCCCCAUUGGAUGCACUGGCAGCAUGGUACUCCAGCUUGCUGCUAAGACAGACGCUGGCCGAGUCGCUCAACGACGGAAAGAUUACGGAGUCGAUCAGUGACGGACUCUCUUUGUCCGCUCGCACUGCUCCUCCCAACUCCCAAGCGCAUCUGCGAGCACUCGUCGCCAAAGCCGUAGUAACCGAGCAGGACCGGGCAACCCACAUCGCGACCGCUUUUGCUGCGCUGCCGACACCUCCAUCGAAUGCGUCGUCUUCCGGAACGAAAUUGAUCAACUUGGUGUCUGGCGCCCCAGCAGCAAUCGACGUUCGGAAAGCACUCACUCUGGCGAAAUGUCUCACGCUGGUCGACUCUUCCAAUGAGGAGGCGCGCCGCCAAGCAAUCUUCGUCGUCAACAACACCUACCUUACCGAGGUAACGACAACGCUCCUCAGCUUCGUUGCUGGCCAUAAGAUCCUCGAACGAUUCAUCCGAGACCCCGCGCUCCAGGCCGAGACGACCUACGGCCUUGAGCGUCUUGCUGGCUCACUUCGCAUGUGGGUAGGACAUGAUACAGGCCGUCGAAGCGGUCUCGAUAACAAGAUUCGUGGGCGUAUUGUGAAGCGCUGUCUAGACGCAAGCAAGAUGCUCGUUGGUUUAACGGAUCGAGAAGACUUUGACCCCGGAUACUUCAGCUCCAGUGUCCAGGAUGACGACAUUUCGCCUUGAUGCUUCUGUAUUAUUUUCCUUUUUGUCAUUUUGCGGGCCAGUCAUGCGAUAUCCCUUGGAGUUGGUCUUUCAGUGCAUGUCGAGCAUAUUCGCAGCACAUGUACGGCGUUGUCAUCGGGUUUAAAAGCCAUGUUAUUUGGCAGAGAAUAUCUCACGAAAGAUUUACGGCAGGAAAUGCCACACU